Salvia hispanica is the source of this 1031-nucleotide messenger RNA. NCBI's taxonomy places the organism in Eukaryota, Viridiplantae, Streptophyta, Magnoliopsida, Lamiales, Lamiaceae. The record is from RefSeq and is a predicted model, not a curated record.
GAAAAAUGAAGGCAAGUUUCUCAGUCAAUUUUAACGUCGAUCAUGUUUUUUACAAUCUUUUUAUCACCUUUUUGUUUGUCUAUUUGUAGAUCUUCAACUGGGUUCACAGAAGGUUCAAUAACAAAGCGGAAAAUGUGAAGAAAGACAGCGACAUUGCCACUACGGAUGAGCAGCAAUUUGUGGGGGAAAACGAAUGCGACGUCGUUUUGGAGAGCUGGAGAGGUGGGAUUCUUGCCAUUGGAACAUUCGGCUACGAUCCUUUGAAGCAUCAAAAUCAACAUCUUACUGAAGCUUACUUUUCCGAGGAUGUCGAUGAUGAUGAUGGUGGUGAUUGUGAUGAUGAGGUCGAUGAUUCGUCCUCCCUCAUAGAUCGCAAUUCGCUGGUCCUGGCAGAGGAAUUAACGGAAAAUGUGGAGGAGGAAGAGGAGGAUGGUGAGCUUGAGUUUGGGUUUGAAUACGUAAUGAUGAAGAAGAAGGAGAGAACCACUCUGGCAGAUUUGUUCGUUGCGGAUUGCGAUGAGGAUGAAUGCGCCAUUGCCGAGAGCAAGUCCCACCAUUUACUCACACAGAAGUCGAGUCGGAAGCACGCGCCCUCCUUUGGCCGCACUGCUCGCCCCAUCCACAAACUCAACAAACUGAUGCGGAGAAUGUUGACAAGAAAGAUCCAUCCUGAACUAGUAGGACCCACCAAUCCUAAACUACAGGCCUUGGACAAUUAUGAUUAUAAUUAUAAUUAUGCUAAUAAGAGCCGGGCGACUGAGGACUGCGCCUCGCUUCUGCCCACUAAAGACAUCAGUACAUGAUGAUUACUUCAUGAAUAAUGUAUGUGAGGCAAGGUGCCUUGAAGAAUCUUUGGCUCUUUUUAUCAGAUGCAAUGCAAGUGUUUGUACUCUCGGAUGAUGAACAUUUAAUUGUUUGAUUAGAUGAUAGAUGCGUGUUUGUAUUCUGCUAUCUCUGUGACGUACGAUUUCAUGAGGUUUGGACUGCUAUUAUUCUAGUUGAGAUGACGUACUCUCGUACGUUUUGGUUCA